AUGACAGACGUAGCCUCUUCGCACCGCCCGCCGUCGCACCAGGUCUCCCCAGUGCCCCGCCGGCAGCUUGGCGUUCUGCCUGUUAACCAGCGCUCCUACUCCCGUGUGGGCUCCAAAGGCAUGAUUGGCGACGAUUCGCCGCUCAUGUCUCCUCUGCCCUACUACCCGCGCCGUCGCAGUGUCACCUUUGCCGGUGACCAGAGUGUGAGAGAGGAGCGACCCAACUACAACGUCGCAUACUCCGCCUCGGCUCCCGUCUCGCCUGUGCGUCAGGGCACCCCACCGCCGAUCUCUAUUCUCAAGCCGAAGUCGUCGUUUCCGGUGAUAGAGGCGGAAGACAGCGGCGCUGCGCCGGCGUAUCACGCUGCCGCGGCCACCGUGAGUGGUGUCUUCGACCGCAAAGACCCUUCGCGCAACUCUCCGGUGCCAGCGCGUAGCCGCUCCACUAGUCGUCAGCGCCUUGCGGUGCGGCGCAAGGAGGCGCAGCUGCACCGCAGCUUCUACGAUGACAGCUUUGUAGAGGAGUACGUACUACACGCCAAGACAGAGCUGGAGCAGGAGGAGGCAGAGCAGCGCCGAGUGCAGGAGCAGCUCAGAGCUGAGCAGGAGAGCGCAAAGAGGAAGGAGCGUCGCGUCUCAGAGGCAACGGAGAAGAUCAACGCUCUUCAGCACGCGAAGGAGGUGCUGAUGGCGGCCACGGUGCGCCGCCACCCCUCUGUGACGCCGUCCCCACCGCGUGCGCCUGCCGAAAAAGCGAAGCGCAACUCCAGCCUCUUGCGGGAACUCCAAGAGGACCCCGACCCGGAGGUGCAAGCAGCGCUGAAGGAGCUGGCACGCAACUCUGUCGCGAAGCAGCAGAGUCGCGCCCACCCUUCAACCUAUCAGCGCCAUCGAUCAAUAUCCAUUGUCUCCGCCGACGACCUCGCGAAGAGCGGCGAGAUUGACGACGAUGGCAACAACGACACCCGCAAGCGUGCCCGUCUAGAGAAGAUUGUGUCCACGCUGAUGGCGAAGAGGGCCCAAAGCAAAAGCAAAUGUAGUGUGAUGGUGAUCGACUGGUCCGAUCUCGACUCUGACGCCGACCGUGACACCGCGGCCACUGAGGAGGACGGAGAGGAGACUGUGGUGGCCCACAAGCGCCAACGCGGCCGCUCCGCCAAGAGUCGUAGUGUGGCGCUGGGUACCGAGGCUACACUGGUAUCUUCGGCAAAGUCUGUACAGAAGGCAUCCGCGAAGCGCGCAGCGUUGUCCCGCAAGCGCCACGUCAGCGCAGAGCCGGAGCUGGGCGACUCGCUUCUCUUUGAGGAUGAGUCGGAACAGCCGAUUUUGCUUCCUCGCCGCCAGCACACGCGGCCUACCCCGACGAGGUCGAUCUCGUACAUCGACAUGGAGGGCGAUGAGGACUUGUUGAGGGAUUCCUCCAGCGUGGAACGUGUAGUGCGGCGACCACCUCGCCCCACUCGUGCUCCAGCAACGCGGCAGCCCCGCAGCCGUCUUGCAUCCACUCUCGCCCGAAGGGGUGCAGAGGACGUGUCGUCUUUCACUGGCACCGCCACCUGCCGGGGACGUGUGCUGCAGCCUCCAGCCCUGACGGCAGGGGAGCCGACCGUCGCCCCACCUCGCCGACGCUACAGGUCUGCCCCGCGCGCAGACCCCAACGAUCCUAUGGCCGUCUUCUUUGAGGCUGCCUUUCCGAGUCCCUCGAAGUUUGACGAGAUGAUGAUGCAGGCUGGCGGUCUGCCAGAGACUCGGCGUGGCGGCGGUGGCGGCGGCCGAGGACAAGGACGGCAUCCCAACUUAGUGCUGCCGAGCUCCAUUGGGCGCCGCCGUUGA
This is a messenger RNA of Leishmania braziliensis MHOM/BR/75/M2904, 1833 nucleotides long. RefSeq lists its product as hypothetical. The record is from RefSeq and is a predicted model, not a curated record. The transcript has a single exon. Bases 1 to 1833 code for a protein of 610 amino acids. Lineage: Eukaryota; Euglenozoa; Kinetoplastea; Trypanosomatida; Trypanosomatidae.